Molecule: messenger RNA, 3851 nt
Organism: Mycetomoellerius zeteki
Lineage: Eukaryota; Metazoa; Arthropoda; Insecta; Hymenoptera; Formicidae
Gene: Pdzd8
Product: PDZ domain containing 8
Exons: 10
Coding region: 700-3624 (974 amino acids)
Biological process (GO): mitochondrial calcium ion homeostasis
Cellular component (GO): mitochondria-associated endoplasmic reticulum membrane contact site
Molecular function (GO): lipid binding; protein binding
Source: RefSeq, a predicted model, not a curated record
CGAAUCGUUGAUUGUGCAGUUUACUCGGAGUGCGAACAUGGCUGCCAGAGGAUCGAUAGGGAUGCGUGAGACAUUGAAUUCGUUCCACUGCACUGAGUGCACGGUGACUCCUCGCGAUUGCUGUCCGUGAACGUCGCCGUUUCCCCGGAUAUGCUGGGAUAUGCGGCGCAGUGACGCGAAGACUCGUUCCCUGUGCGCGCGCGCGCGCGCGCAUCGUUCAGCUGAUUCGCGGUCGACGAGUGAAAGUGCUCCGAAUACCUGUCGAGCCGUGAAGACCACGGGGCCUGGUCCGUGUGCAGCGCGAUGCGUCGGACGCGAGGUGGUGACGUUUGGCCGUAUCGAAAGUUCCUAAUGCAACUUUAGCCUGUUUUUUUUUUUGGAACUCGUCAACACUCAUGGAAGAGGGACUGGAUUUUCAACAAUUGUGGCUCUAAUAUGCACUCUUCCUCUUGUCAUGUGCAUGUAGUGUGAUAAUAAGUAAUAGUGUGUGCGUCAAUAUGUCUUAUUGUUAAUACUCACCUGAAAAGAAUUGUUUCUUUAACAACUCUGCCUUCAGCAUGAACAUUGGGAACUUUCUUUCGCAUAUGCAUAAUACAACAUUACUUAUGCAAUAAUCUGCAUCUGGACCACAUUUGUAUUGUGUGUUGCAUUAAUUAAUAUUCGAAGGAGAGACUGCAUCCUCAACAGCUGUGAUUUAAUAUGGACAGUUUGCAACUGGUUCUGGUGGUCAUUUUUACAUUCGUUUGCGGUGUAAUAUGUACCUUGGCGUUGCAGUUUUAUUUGUUCAAGAGGUAUUUGGAAUCAGGACCUCAGGCUGCUCCACCACAGAGACAGCUGCAGCAUGGCAAGACGCAAUUACCUAAAGAGCUGGUGGAACAGAUGCAGGAGGAGCGGACAAACUCCAAUAACAGUAUGGCCCGACAGGCAAUGUCUCAGGGUAAUGAGAACUUGGCUAUAAACCUUACGCUGCAAUUCCUCUUCAACGAGCUGCGAAAUGCCGAGCGAGUGCGUCUGUGGCUUUAUAGGAAAUUAAAUAACGAAUUCAAGGAGCUUCUAACGCAGUCGACCACCGCCAAGUUGUUAGACAGCGUGAAAUUAAGAGAUUUGAACCUGGGCACGCAAUUUCCGACGAUAAAGGGUUUGGAAGUCGCUGAUUCAAAAAUCGAUGCCGACACAGGUUUGCUGGAGUCUCUGGACUUGGCCUUAGAUUUACAUUACUCAGGAAACUUUCAAUUGUCUAUAGAUGUUAAGAUGCUGCUCGGCAAAACAGCCUAUAUGGCGUUGCAAGUAAAGCGUAUCAGUGGUAAAGCUAGGCUGCAGUUUACUCGCGUACCAUACACGCACUGGUCAUUGAGCUUUUAUUCUGACCCGAUCUUGGAGCUGGAAGUACAAUCACAGUUUCAAGGUCGUCAGUUACAGCCACAGAUAAUUUCAAUCAUUACCAGUCAGAUUAGGAGAGCGGUGAAGCGGAAGCAUACUCUACCUCGUUAUAAGAUGCGUUACAAACCGUUUUUCCGAAGAUUGAACGAUGAGGCCGUGGAUCUCUCAGAAGUUGCAAGUACUCAGCUCACUCCAGGAUAUUUGGAGGUCGUACUAUUGGAGAUUAGCAGACUAAAUCUUGCACCUAUCGUUCUUAAUAACGGUGAAGACGUAUCGCAGAUAGAAGUCUAUUGCACCAUGAGCAUAGAUUCCACCCCAUGGAUUUACUUAACGCAGUAUAAUGGGGUUCCGUAUAUGGUGCUAGACUUAAUUAUCAGUAAAACAGGCUCCCAGCAGUUAGGUGUAGUGUUCAAGCAGGAAAUUGUGCCGGAGGUCGGCCAAAUGUGCGUACUAGUUGAGACCAUAGUAUCCGGCAGUCCGGCGGCGAUCGCCGAAAUGAGAAAGGGCGAUAUUUUGGUAGCGGUGGACAGCAAAAAGGUGUCGAACAUGAACCAAGUAGCGAAAUUCGUCAAGUCCGCUGUACAGCGACGUUUCAUUAUCAGGGUGGAGAGACGGUAUUCGAAGACAGAUUCAAGCGAGAGAGUACAGAAAACAGAUAACGAGAGAAUGCUUUUCGCAGAAAGGAAGACUUCGAAGAGUGAUUCAGUGGGCAAGCUAGACAGCCCGAGCGUAGAAGAUGCUGGGAAGAUAAAAUUCGAGACACAAAUCAAGUUCUCUGAUCUACGAGAUUCUGACACUGAUUUCAUGGACACCCGGUCCGAAACCAAUAAGCUAUUCAAGAGAAGAAAGAGCAGUAUUCAGACAGAAGAAAUAGCCCAAACGCCGGAUACUACACCGUCUCGACGAAUCUCGAUGAUCUCCACGUCAUCGGCGUCAUCCAGCAAUGUUCAAUUUUAUCUUCCGGACGACAGUAGUACAAACAAUAUUACCGAUCUGAAUCAUAACACGAAAGAAAAACCAUAUGCCUCUCUGAUUACCUUCGAGGAGACCAAGAGCUUCCGGAUCGAUUCUGAAUUGCAAUACUUAAAUGUAGGUGUAUGGGGCCGUGUGAAGGGCGGUGAAACACCACCGAGACUGCUAGGCUAUAUAAAUGCACCUGUAAAAUUAAUUCUGUCGCAGUGUUGCACUUCCACGACUGGACAUUACUUAAAAUGUCAUGCUUUGUUGCCUCCAGAUAGUGCUUCUUUAGCAACAUCAUACGUAAGACUGCAGGGUUAUUCAGGAUUCGAUCCAACACUCUGUUACGGUGACAUCCUGUUAUCGUACGUAUGGGAAUCUUGUCAACCGAACGAUCUUACAGUCAAUGAUUUUGGAAAGAAGGAGAACGCAGAAACUGCCAAAGUUCAACCGGUUCCAAGCGAGGAAACCAUUGACAGAAAGAUGCACGAUUUCAUCAGGACGCAUUUCCACAGAGCAACACACUGCGAUUUUUGCACUAAAAAGAUUUGGCUAAAAGAUGCAGUGCAGUGUCGAGACUGCGGCAUGGUAUGUCAUAAAAAAUGCGAGACACGUUGUCAAGCGUCCGGCACUUGCGGUGCAGAAAGUCUAGCAACGUUGGCUCUGGAGGCGGACGAGAUCGUCGGGGAACCAAAUGUUGAUAUCUCUAGCCCGGAGAUCUCUCUGACUGAAUGCGAAGAUAACGUACAGGGCACAAGUAUGAUGGCCGUGAAGGCUAGUAUAGCUAACACUCUAUUGGGCCUGAAGAAGGCUGGAAGUACCAGUUGCUUGGCCCCACCGGCUUCCGGUAUUGGUCUGGCAUCUCGAAGUCUCCCCCCAAGUCCCUGUGCAUCCCGCAAGAAUUCAUUGGCUGGAGGUCUGGGAAUAAAUCCUGACCUCUUGGAGGGUGCUGAGCCAAGUGUUGCAGCUCCACUUAUGGCUGGCGACCUAGACGAUGGUCUUAUGUCGAGGGCCAGAGAUACCGGCAAAUUCUUAUAUAAAUACUUGGAGCCGCAGGAGCGCGUCGAGAAAAUCAACGCUAUGAUGGGAAAAUUGAAGAACGCGCUAGAUGCUGAAACUACCUCAAGAUUAGAGCUGUCCCAGAACGGAGACGCGGACAGCAUGAAACUGAUCGCGCAGAGCGACCUGCGAGUACAAGCACUAAGCGUGCUGCUGCUGCACUACUGCGCCGGUUUACAACACGCGCAAGAGGCGGUGGACCGACCACAAAUCAGUAAAGAAUCUUAACAGGAAUGUGUAUUCAAUUAAUGUGACAACUUUAAGAAAAAAAGCGCAUUUCCUCCUAUUCUCCUUCAUAAAACAAAUGAACAUGGGAAAUGUAGCGAUAUUUUAUAGUGGAAUAAUAUAAUUUGCUUUCGCUAUUUAUUUCAUAAUAAGCAACGACUCGAUAACACUAACACUAUGUUACAUCAAUUUUCUGAUGUUGAUAUUGUCGAUUUUUAAUAUGAAUUAAU